GUUUUUGACGGUAUCAGCACAGUUCAUAUCCAGCUUCAAUAGUAAGUACAGACGAUCCAUAUCAAAAUGGUUUUCACUUUAGCCGUCGUUUUGCUAACUGUCUUCAGUUCUGCCUACUGCUCUGGCAAAGACUCAUAUGGAUAUGGUAGCGGGUAUGGCUCUGGAUAUGGAUCCGGAGUUGGAUCCGCAGUCCUUCUAGGAGGUGGCGGUAGUGGAUAUGGUGAUUACGGACUCGGAUCCGGUAUCGGAUCUGUAGCUGUUCUAGGAGGUUUAUCCGGCGCUGGAUACGGACCAGUAGGAAAAGGCGGAUACGGACCAGCACCAGUUGUUGUCAGUGGUGGAUACGGCUCUGGGUAUGGCUCUGGGUAUGGAUCCGGAGUUGGAUCUGCAGUCCUUCUAGGAGGUGGCGGCAGCGGAUAUGGUGGUUACGGACUCGGAUCCGGUGUCGGAUCUGUAGCUGUUCUCGGAGGUGUUUCCGGUUCCGGAUAUGGACCAGUAGGCAAAGGCGGAUAUGGACCAGCACCAGUUGUUGUCAGUGGUGGAUACGGUUCAGGAUAUGGCUCUGGAUAUGGAUCCGGAGUUGAAUCCGCAGUCCUUCUAGGAGGUGGCGGAAGCGGAUAUGGACCAGUUUCCGGAGGUAAAGGUGGAUACGGACCAGCACCAGUUGUUGUCAGUGGUGGAUACGGAUCUGGAUAUGGAUCUGGAUAUGGAUCCGGAGUUGGAUCUGCAGUCCUUUUAGGAGGUGGUGGUAGCGGAUAUGGACCAGUUUCCAGAGGUUAUGGCUCAGGAAUCGCUUUGGGUUCAGUUAUUGUCGGAAGCGGAUCUGGUGCUGGAUAUGGAUAUGGACCAGUCAAAGGAGGUAACGGAUACGGUCCAGGACCAGUUGUUGUAAGCGGUGGAUACGGAGCUGGAUACGGAGCUGGAUACGGACCAGUCUCAGUCGGAGCAGGUUACGGACCAGUCUCAGUUGCAGCUGUCGGUGUCGGAGGUGGUUAUGGCUACGGAAAAGGAUCCCAAUACUAAGGUGAAGUGAUUAUGAAGAAAGUCCCUAAUGAUAAUGAAUCCAUACCAUUAUGACAGCAGUUCUUGGUUUCUGUAACAUUCCCUCAUACACCAAGAGCUGUAUCACGUUAUCAUUAUUGUAUAGAUGAAGUUCAUUAAUAAAUGUAACCCGCAACAAUUAA
This is a messenger RNA of Mytilus trossulus (common blue mussel), 1184 nucleotides long. RefSeq lists its product as uncharacterized. Lineage: Eukaryota; Metazoa; Mollusca; Bivalvia; Mytilida; Mytilidae. The record is from RefSeq and is a predicted model, not a curated record. The transcript has 3 exons. The coding region runs from base 67 to 1023 and encodes 318 amino acids.